Trichoderma aggressivum f. europaeum is the source of this 561-nucleotide messenger RNA. RefSeq lists its product as uncharacterized. NCBI's taxonomy places the organism in Eukaryota, Fungi, Ascomycota, Sordariomycetes, Hypocreales, Hypocreaceae. The record is from RefSeq and is a predicted model, not a curated record. The transcript has a single exon. Bases 1 to 561 code for a protein of 186 amino acids.
AUGCUGCCGCAAUACUUUGACCCCCCCAAGCCCACGGGAGCUCUCCUGACUGCCAUUCAAUCGUACGGCGACGUGUUGCAAAAAGACUGCAAGCCUACUCAAACCGACAUUUACGGCUUGCCAGAGUGCACAUUUCCCGCGUCCUCGCUCUGGUGCCGCUUUUCCACCGUCGCUGCCUCGUCUCUCCUGUCUAGCUUUUCAUCCUACUGCAGCUCAGCAUCAUCAUGGUGGUCAUCAAAAAGCUCAGCUGCCGUGUCUCUCGCCCGGAGCUGCCCUGUUGGAUGGUACCAAGCUAUGUAUGAUAUGCCUGGAGGACCUGGAUGGCUCAACAGCACUUUGGUAUUCGCUGGAUGUUAUGAGGAAGCGCACCCUACGACUGGCUCUUGGGCUAAAGCAACUGCUACUGCGACAACCGGCUCAAAGGCAGCUUCGAGUGGUCCUCAGCAGACGGCAACGAGCACAAGCAAAUCAAACGGCGUGGUUGGCCGGGCGGAGAACAUUGAGAUGUGGGUGAUUGCUGGUACCGGACUGGCCAUCACCGCGAUCAACUCGAUGCUCUGA